UCAAUAAAACUGAACCGCCUCCUCGGCAGUUGCCACGGAGAAACGAUCCCGAUCCAUUCCCUGUUGUCUCGUCCGCGUUUCCCUGACAACGUCUACACAAAUCCAGGAAAACAUCCGGAAAAGACCCUCUGGUCAUUCCUUGGAUCUUCCGUACGUGGAAUAACUGCAGGAUUUGGUUAUUACUGGACAAUAGCUUAUAUUUUCUAAAAACAUGACGACUUCUCCCCUUCCUGUCUUGGAUAACAGCGACCCUCGUCUAAAACUGACGGUGGAGAACAGAAAAAGAAAUAUUUUUGUAACACAGUCGGAAGACACCAGACAUAAAAAGCAGGAAAAUGUCAACUACAUACCUGUUGUAACAGAGACUUCAAGCAGAGUCCUUGAAGCAGGAGUGAACACUUUGCAAAAGACUCUGGUUCUGAAGAAACAGGCUGAGUUGGAUGAGGUGGACAAGCAACUCGCAUUCAAACAGCAAGAGUUUAAGAGCUGCUUGGAGGCUCUAGCUCAGAGAAGGUCUCAACAGGAAAAAAAACAACAGCAGACUAAAGAGAGGGCGAUUAAAUUUGAGAAGUUUGUGGCUGAAAAUGAAGUGAAGCGACGCCGAGCGCUGAAGAAGUAUGAGGCUGCACGGGAGCAGAACAUAUCGAAGCAGAGAGAGAUAGAAGAUCUGACAGAACAGCUGAAACAACUCCGGAACAGACAGCAUGUUUUAAAGGAGAGAAUGGCAAAAUACAAAAUCUAUGAGGACUACUUGAUGAAAACACUGGAUUAUCUCCCCAGCAUUUACCUUGAUAAUGGGUCUGAAUCUUUGGUUAUGCCCAUUAUUCGGCGCCAUGAGACCCUGUCCAUCACCCACCAGGAGCUGCUGCAGCGAUUGGGGCGUCUGGAGGAUGAGGUGGAGCAGGGCCAGCGACUACUGCAGACCAUGAAGCAGGAACACAGCAUUAAAAAAUUGUUGAUCAGUAAGGAACUGUCUGAACUCCAGAGUGAGUUGGAAACCCUCAAAGAGAAGAACAAGCAGACAGAGGUUAACCUGCUGAUGGAGCAAGGCCUGUCCAGAGUGAAGGUUGAAGAAGUGGGAACUUUGCUUAUGGCCAUCAACAGCCUUGCAGAGCAGUGUUAUCUACCAGCAUAUGGACCUCUGGAAAACAUGAACAUACUGACAAUGAUGGACAUGGUGAAGGAGUACAUUGUGGACAAGGCAGACACAGAGAAGAGAGCAAGGAGACUGAUGGAGUCAGGGUCUGCAAUGACGAGUAGAACAGCUCUGACAGACAAAAAAGAGAGGGGAUCAGUGAAAAGCAUCGGCAGUAAAAUACAAAUCAAAAGUAAAGUCAGCAGAAAGAGUGAGACAAUGAGUUGAUGUACAACCUUUAGAUCUCAAGUUUGUUGUGUCAGAAAGUUCAUUUUUGACCUUGGAAGUAGUAGUUUGACAAUAGCUUACUUUUGAAAUGUAACAGAACAUGACAACAUGAAGACUGUGAGAUGCAGUGGACAUUUUAGAUAUUUUUGUUGACAUUUAAGAGUUGUUUGACUCAUAAAUUGUGUGAGUUUGUGUAACAGAGGCUCAGUGUUCAAAACUCUUUAUGGAAAAUCCUAUACACCAAAUUUUGCACUUUUAUUCAGCUUUUUAAAAAUUUUGACCAUUAGAACUUUUGUAUUUGUGCAUUUUUACUCUGUGUAUCUCUGGAAUGGAAUAAUUGUUGCAUUUUAAAAAUAAAAUGCUCGCAAUCAAAUAAUGCAGACAGACAGCACGGAGUUAUCAAAAUGGAGUGUGACAUGGUAUGUAUGCAAUUUUCUUAGAUUUUGUAUUCAUUACAUCUUCAUAUCUUAUCUUAUAUGGAGUUGUAGACUGUUGAAUAGAGAGUGUGCACUUGUGACAGUUUGCCCCAUUGGCAGGUAAAUUGUCACACUGCAUUGGGCAAGUUGUCACACUAGAUUAUCUAACAGUUAGAACACUUAGGCACAACGUCUUUCUUUGAACUUUAAAAUCAAACGUUCUCUGGAGUGCAAAUAGAUCUAUGGUAAUUGAAUGUAAUGCUGCAGAUAACUUGCUUAAAUGCAUAACUUCUUAACUAAACAGAUGUGGUGUUUAAACAGGCCUGAGGUGCAAGCAUCGCAGGCCCAUUUGUUGCAUUUGACACACUUAAACCACGUCUUCUUUGGAAUACUGUAUGAAAAUAG
Molecule: messenger RNA, 2184 nt
Organism: Micropterus salmoides (largemouth bass)
Lineage: Eukaryota; Metazoa; Chordata; Actinopteri; Centrarchiformes; Centrarchidae
Gene: ccdc197
Product: coiled-coil domain-containing protein 42 like-2
Exons: 9
Coding region: 212-1363 (383 amino acids)
Source: RefSeq, a predicted model, not a curated record